AUGGACCCUGUUUCAUUUGCGUGCGGUGUCCUGGGUGCCGCAGACGUUUGUCUCAAGUCUGGAAAGUACCUCAUUCGCAAAUUUGGAGACUACCGAAACGCCGAGCGGGACAUCGUCGAUAUCGUGCUUCGCAUGAAGACUCUCUGGCUGAAGACAGAAAUCCAACUCGAGUCAAUAAAAAAGCUGUGGGGAUCAUUUGAUCCCCGACUGCAAGCUCUUUUCGACGAGCUGAUCGGUCAUCUUCAAAGCAAGCUUCAGAUCGCAUCCAAUAGUCUGGAUAGAGUAAUGGACGGGAAGCAAUGCGAAGGUGGAGCAGUGAAGAAGUUCAAAGCGGCGUAUUUCAAAAAGAGUAUCCAGCAAACUGUCCAGGAGCUGGAAGAUUGGCAAGGGAGGUUUGAACCUACUUGGCUUCUAAUCACUCUCGUUACCAGCCCGGCGAUUGAUAGAUACCUGGAGGGGAAGAAUGACCAGACAAGUGUGCCCACUGGAAAACUCAAGGAAUUGAGGGAUGCCAUGAGCCGGAAGGUGGAAGCGAGACAAGGGUCCAUUUUCAUCAAGGAAGAAAACAUAUCUGGAGGUUACAGAUCUCUCCCUUGGUCUGAAGUGUGCACAACGCGUCUGUCUGGCAGCGAUAAAAGAUUUCUUAUUGAUAAAAUAACCUAUCUCGACUCUGACAUCAACCUUGCAACAGUGCAUAUCCGGGACCUAGCGAGGCGUUUAUCAACCUCUGACCCUGCUGAGUUCGGAGUUCUUCGUUGCCGAGGUGUGAUCAAGUCUUCAACCAGGGCUGGCACUAGCUUCAAACUCGUGUUCGAAAUUCCUCCCACGCUAUCCAGCCCGCAAACACUUCGCGAAAUUCUGCUACACAAGGCUCCCCACCCUCUCAAUCAGCGAUUCCAGCUAGCUAAGCAGCUGAUCAGAUCUCUGAUGUUUGUUCAUACAUUCGGAUUUGUCCACAAAAGCAUUCGCCCCGAUACAAUUAUCGUUUUUCGAGAAUCUGAGAAGAUGCUUGGCCAUUCUUUUCUCACCGGCUUUGAGCGAUUCAGACCCGGAAAUGCAGAAACACUGCUGUCAGGGGACUCGAGCUGGGAGAAGAACCUCUACCGUCACCCUAAGCGCCAGGGGAUACACCCUGAGGAGAGAUACAUAAUGCAACAUGAUAUCUACAGCCUUGGGGUGUGCCUUCUUGAGAUCGGGCUGUGGAACUCGUUCGUGCGCCCAGCAGACGGCAGCGGCAUUGAGUCUAGUGAAAGCCUGAAAAAUGUCAAAGAAGCACUUGUAUCAGGGAACAGGCCAAGCCUUGUGAAAGAUGGAUUGGUGCAGAUCGCUACCAAGCGUCUUUCGGGAUUGAUGGGACAGCGCUAUGCCGAUAUUGUUCUAUCCUGUCUGACGUGUCUCGACCCUGGCGAUACCAAUUUGUUCGGAAAGGAGGAGGAUCUGGAAGAUGAGGAUGGAAUCGUUGUGGGUGUUCAGUUUAUCGAGAAGGUAUUGAGCAUAUCGCCUGUGAGGGUCUUAUUCUUUGCUAACUAUGACUGCAUGCAGGUGCUUUUACAGAUUGAAGAUAUACGUGUUUGA
Messenger RNA from Penicillium salamii, 1575 nucleotides. The record is from the annotation of a GenBank genome assembly. Lineage: Eukaryota; Fungi; Ascomycota; Eurotiomycetes; Eurotiales; Aspergillaceae.